Messenger RNA from Oikopleura dioica, 270 nucleotides. The record is from the annotation of a GenBank genome assembly. Lineage: Eukaryota; Metazoa; Chordata; Appendicularia; Copelata; Oikopleuridae.
AUGCUCGCCUGGACCUUUCAAUACCUCAACAAUUGGCCUAAAAGAAUGCAGAAAAAGUUCGACCCAAACGUCAAAAUGCACUUGAUCGAGCGAUCAAUUCUUUCAACAAGGCGGUUUUCUAACUUUGCCUGUCGUCUUUCCAGGCUUUCUUCUAAAGCAAAUGUGUUACCAAGCAAAAGACGGGAAAGUGACGUGCCAGGUCCAAAUUACUCUACACGCGACACGAUCAAGAGCAAUUCGUUUUCAUCCUCGAAAGCAGCAUUUAUUUGA